AGGAGAAAAGAAGAAGAAGAAGGUCAGGGACAAAUCAAUGGCUGAGGCCGCAGUGGGUUUUGUAGUCCGGAAACUUGGUGAACUCUUAGCUCAAGAAGCCAUCAAUUUGUAUGGAGUGAGAGGCGAAGUGGACUGGUUGGAACGAGAACUGCGGAGAAUGCAGUGCUUCUUAAAGGAUGCAGAUGCAAAGAAGAACAAGAGAGAUGAUGACAGGGUCAAGAACUGGGUCACAGAGAUGAGAGACCUUGCUUUUGAAGCUGAGGACAUCAUUGACACUUUCAUGUAUUCCAAGCUCCGAACACCAGAGAGGGAUGGUUGCAUUGGCUUCAUUGAGAGGUUUGUAUUUAUAUUUGAUGAAUUGGUCAAUAAACACAAGGUUCAUGUGAAUGUUGAAGGGAUAAAAACUAAGUUGCAGGAGCUAUCUCGAAGUACAGAAGUAUAUGGCAUUUCUAAUAUUGGUACAACUAGUCAGUCCAGAAGUCCAGGUGAGAUCCCUAUAUUGCCUCAACUGAGAGAUGACAUUGAUAUGGUUGGCUUUGAUAAUGAGAAGAAAACAAUUGUGCAAGAACUGGUCGACACAAGCAAAAAACAUCAGUCAGUGAUAUCUAUAGUUGGUAUGGGUGGUCUUGGAAAGACCACACUUGCUAAAUCCAUUUAUAAAGAUCAUGAAGUCAAAAAAUGUUUUGUUAUAUUUGCAUGGGUAAUCAUAUCUCAAGAAUAUACCAUCCUUGACAUUUUGAAUAAAAUCUUGUCAGAAAGUCAGAAACUUCACCAGGGGAUACAAUUGAAUGUCUCUCAGUUAAAGUUUUUGAAAAAUUGAAGAAAGGCUGGUACUUGGUCGUUCUUGAUGAUGUUUGGAAAGAAAAUGUAUGGGAUCAAUUACAAAAGGUUUUCCCAGAUGAUCAAAAUGGAAGCAGAGUUAUUAUCACUACUCGCUUCGUAAAUGUUGCUAAGAUUGCGAAUCCUACCACCGAACCACAUGAAUUGCGUUGCUUAGAUGAAAAAGAGAGUCUGGAGUUGUUUCUUCGCAAGGUCUUCCCAAAUCAAAAUAUUGAAACAUGUUGCCCAACAUAUUUGGUUGAUUAUGCUCAUCAACUUGUUCAAAGGUGUGGAGGUCUACCACUAGCACUAGUAGUCCUUAGAGGACUUGUCUCAAUUAAUCCACAAACCCAAGAUGCAUGGCGGAAAGUUGUUGAGAGCAUGAAAGGGCAAUUUGUGGAAGGUGGAGAAAGGUGUUUAGAAAUAAUUGCAUUGAGUUACAAUGAUUUG
Dioscorea cayenensis subsp. rotundata (Guinea yam) is the source of this 1269-nucleotide messenger RNA. Its product is annotated as probable disease resistance RPP8-like protein 2. The transcript is spliced from 2 exons. The coding region runs from base 38 to 820 and encodes 260 amino acids. The record is from RefSeq and is a predicted model, not a curated record. Gene Ontology annotation, molecular function: ADP binding. Lineage: Eukaryota; Viridiplantae; Streptophyta; Magnoliopsida; Dioscoreales; Dioscoreaceae.